GGGUAAAGGCUCUGAGUCGGUAAAGGGGCUGCCUGGAGCGCGAACAGAUCGAUCUACUGCCGCCAGCCGCCUGGCCCUUCCGACUCGCCGCCCUACUCUCCGCCCGCCGCCGUCACCAAGGAAACGGGCUGCAAUUCCUCGCCGACCCCAAGCUGGUUUCAUGGCAGCCGCGAAUAAAGCAGUUUUGGGACCGUUGGUGGGAGCAGUGGACCAGGGCACCAGCUCGACGCGCUUUUUGGUUUUCAACUCAAAAACAGCUGAACUACUUAGUCAUCAUCAAGUAGAACUAAAACAAGAGUUUCCAAAAGAAGGAUGGGUGGAACAGGACCCUAAGGAAAUUCUGAAUUCUGUAUAUGAGUGUAUAGAGAAAACCUGUGAGAAACUUGGACAGCUCAAUAUUGAUAUUUCCAACAUAAAAGCUAUCGGUGUCAGUAACCAGAGGGAAACCACUGUGGUCUGGGACAAGUUAACUGGAGAGCCUCUCUACAAUGCCGUAGUGUGGCUUGACCUAAGAACCCAGUCUACCGUUGAGACUCUUAGUAAAAGAAUUCCCGGAAAUAAUAACUUUGUCAAGUCCAAGACAGGCCUUCCACUUAGCACUUAUUUCAGUGCAGUGAAACUUCGUUGGCUCCUUGACAAUGUGAGAAAAGUUCAAAAAGCAGUUGAAGAAGAGAGAGCUCUUUUUGGGACCGUUGAUUCAUGGCUUAUUUGGUGCUUGACAGGAGGAGCCAAUGGAGGUGUCCAUUGUACAGAUGUAACAAAUGCAAGCAGGACAAUGCUUUUCAACAUUCAUUCUUUGGAAUGGGAUAAAGAACUCUGCGAAUUUUUUGAAAUUCCAAUGAAAAUUCUUCCAAAUGUUCGGAGUUCUUCUGAGAUCUAUGGCCUAAUGAAAGCUGGGGCCUUGGAAGGUGUGCCAAUAUCUGGGUGUUUGGGUGACCAGUCUGCUGCAUUGGUGGGACAAAUGUGCUUCCAGGAUGGACAAGCCAAAAACACGUAUGGAACAGGCUGUUUCUUAUUAUGUAACACUGGCCGUAAGUGUGUAUUUUCUGAACAUGGCCUUCUGACUACCGUGGCUUACAAACUUGGCAGAGACAAACCAGUAUAUUAUGCAUUAGAAGGUUCGGUAGCUAUAGCUGGUGCUGUUGUUCGCUGGCUAAGAGACAAUCUUGGAAUUAUAAAGACCUCUGAGGAAAUUGAAAAACUUGCUAAAGAAGUAGGUACUUCUUAUGGCUGCUAUUUCGUCCCAGCGUUUUCAGGGCUGUAUGCACCAUAUUGGGAGCCUAGUGCAAGAGGGAUCAUCUGUGGGCUUACUCAGUUCACCAAUAGAUGCCAUAUUGCUUUUGCUGCAUUGGAAGCUGUUUGUUUCCAAACCCGAGAGAUUUUGGACGCCAUGAACCGUGACUGUGGAAUGCCACUCAGACACCUGCAGGUAGAUGGAGGGAUGACCAACAACAAAAUUCUCAUGCAGCUCCAAGCAGACAUUCUAUAUAUCCCAGUAGUGAAGCCCUCCAUGCCUGAAACAACUGCCCUGGGAGCUGCCAUGGCAGCAGGAGCUGCUGAAGGAGUUGGUGUUUGGAGUCUUGACCCUGAGGACUUGUCAGCUGUCACAGUGGAGCGGUUUGAACCUCAGAUCAACGCUGAGGAAAGUGAAAUCCGUUAUUCUACGUGGAAGAAAGCCGUGAUGAAGUCAAUGGGUUGGGUUACAACUCAGUCUUCAGAAAGUGACUAGAACUUAGAUCAAAGUUAAAUUGAGAAAGAUGUUUCAGGAAACGUGAAACUCAGCUGUUAGCACUUGAUCAGGCACACUCUGAAGAAUUAACCAACAGCCGAAGAACUAGUUUCUGGAAUGAUGAGCAUCUUACUCACUUUGUUAGAAAAGACUACACUGGUCCAUCUCAGCAUCCAGAAAAUACCCUGGUGAGGUCAGCAGUUGUUAUCAAUAGGGUCUUGCGGUCAAGGCUAACCAUGACCUACUGGUUCCACUCUCUGUUUCUGUUCCUCUCUACCUGGGUUAGUUGGUGGAGUCAAGUAUGAAAUCAUUCUCUGAACUCAAUAGUGAACACCUCAAUCUUUUGUUCUCCGGGUAAUCAGUAACAUGAGUAAAGCAUUUUUCUUCUGUAGUAAUGUGUUAGAAUUUUUUCAGUGUUUGUUUUGAAAUGCCGAAAGCUCAAUUCUUUGGUUUAUGGGUAUUUUGUAUCAUGUGGAAAUGAAGAGUGGUAGCUGUAUUUAGGAGGAACUACCAAAAAAAAAAGACGUCAUAGCACAGAAACUAACAGCAUUGGCAGUAGAG
This is a messenger RNA of Phacochoerus africanus (Common warthog), 2290 nucleotides long. RefSeq names its product glycerol kinase (gene GK). Gene Ontology annotation, cellular component: mitochondrion. Gene Ontology annotation, biological process: glycerol metabolic process; glycerol-3-phosphate biosynthetic process; triglyceride metabolic process. The transcript has 19 exons. The coding region runs from base 161 to 1729 and encodes 522 amino acids. The record is from RefSeq and is a predicted model, not a curated record. Gene Ontology annotation, molecular function: glycerol kinase activity. NCBI's taxonomy places the organism in Eukaryota, Metazoa, Chordata, Mammalia, Artiodactyla, Suidae.